AUGUCCGACAACUCAACCCUGGCAACCUUGGUAACCCAGGCAACCACAGAGGAUCCCACCAAGGUCACCUUCAUCGACGCCGUCAUCGUUUUCCUCUGCAUCAGCCUGUCCGUCCUCAUCUCCGCGGUCAACGCGUUGACGAUAGUCGUCAUCCGUGCCACCCCCUCCCUCCGGACUCUAACCAACGCCUAUGUCGUCAGCCUGGCAGCGGCGGAUCUCAUCGUGGGGAUCUCCCUGACCCCCACGGGAUUAUUCUUCCUACCCCCGACCCGGUAUUCUCUAUUCUUCCGCUUCGUCAACCUCUGUCUUUUAAUCAACGCCAUCAAUAUCGGCAUGGCUGGAACAUCAUUCGUCCACCUAGCCAUGGUAUCAAUAGAUCGAUAUUUAUACAUCUCCAAACCGUUUAUCUACGAAAAAUACAUGACCGUCAACGUCGCUUUAGGAUUUAUCAUCCUAUGCUGGAUAACCGGUGCAGUGUAUGUUUUUCUACCGCAGAUUUUCCACAACCCUUACGGUGCUGUACCAGUUUGCAGCCCAACAAUUUUAUUCCCAGAAUGGUACAUGUUCUACGGAGCCUGGGUUGCUUUUUUCCUAUGCGCCGCUGUCAUCUUCACCAUGUGCUACCUCAUCAUCCGCACGGCCGUCAAACAACGCAACGCAAUCCGGGCUACGGAUACCACCGGAAAUUCCAACACCACCGUCGGAAUUUCCCGAUCGACCAUGAAAACUCUCAAAUACUUCUUCACCGUGUUUGGGGUGUUCUUCGUGUGCAUCACGCCGACUGUGCUGUGCAUGGGGCUGGACUAUUACAUCCGGGUCCCGGCUUUCGUCUUCAACGCGUUCGCCAUGUUGGCUCUCACAAACUCGGGAAUGAACUUUAUAAUCCUGACAGUCCAAAACAAAGGGUUCAGGCGCUCCAUGUUCAAGAUGCUGAGCUGUUACGUGUGUUUUGAUAGCUGGAAGGAGAAUUUGAAUAGUCUCUCCCCAACACACGUUUAG
Messenger RNA from Physella acuta, 999 nucleotides. RefSeq names its product beta-1 adrenergic receptor-like. Gene Ontology annotation, cellular component: membrane. The record is from RefSeq and is a predicted model, not a curated record. Gene Ontology annotation, biological process: G protein-coupled receptor signaling pathway. Lineage: Eukaryota; Metazoa; Mollusca; Gastropoda; Physidae. Gene Ontology annotation, molecular function: G protein-coupled receptor activity.